This is a messenger RNA of Didymodactylos carnosus, 435 nucleotides long. NCBI's taxonomy places the organism in Eukaryota, Metazoa, Rotifera, Eurotatoria, Philodinida, Philodinidae. The record is from the annotation of a GenBank genome assembly.
AUGUACGUUUUAUUCGGUAUCGUCCCGAUUCGUCGACAAAUCGGACACUUCAAAGAAUAUACAUCAAAGAAUUUCAAAGGCGGGAGGGGCGGUGUGAGAGUGUGUAAAUCGAAAAAAUCUAGUCCAGUUUUUCCAGGGAAUCAGCCGUAUUCCGGUGCGUAUCCUGCGUAUCCAAUGGCACCCCCACAAUAUUAUAACGGUUAUCCACCACCAUAUAAUUCACAGACAAAACGACCUCCAAAUAGCGGUCCACAACAACAAAACACUGGUUUACGACAACAACGUCAGAAUACUGAUUUACGACAACAACGGCAAAACACGAACCGUGAUACUGAUCCAGACUAUUUUGGUGAACGACAAAAUUCAAGUGUGUCAGGUGUAACUGCUCCUCAACAAUGGGACUAUGGAGCACCUAUGCCAUCCGUAUCAGAAUAA